AUGACUAUCACAACCUGCCAGAAGGUUACUCUCAUAUCAUGCUCUGUCCUCUGUGUUUCUCUCUUCCUGCCCAGGAUGCUUUUACCCAGAGCAAAAAAGGAAAAGGAGCAGUUGGAGGGUAAGGCAGCUUAUCGGCUCAUCAUACAUCCAUCCAUCCAUCCAUCCAUCCAUCCAUCCAUUUAUUCAUCUCUAUCUCCUGUGUCCAGUUUUAUCAGUUUUGGACCGGGUUUUCACCCGUCUGUGAUGCGUCAGUUGUCAGGGCUGGCUGAUCCAGAUGAGUGGGAUGUGGACCCUUCUCCUUCUAUGACACACGCUGUUGAGGCACUGGCAAAAGGGAAAAGCCUCGGACGAGGCAAAAAAUACAAUCUGAUUGCUCAAGUCAUACCCAUCUACGGUUUUGGGAUCUUGCUUUACAUCCUAUAUAUCAUCUACAAGCUGACAUGUAAGGGGAAGACGAACAAAUCAGGAACCUAUUCUGCACUGACACACACUAACAAGCCUAAUACCAAUAAUCCAAAGCAGCAGAAGAAUCUCUCUAGUGGCAGAAGGCGGAAGAGUAAAUCUUCCAUAUCAAAGAAGGAGGAGAAGCUGCUCAGGCAGCUUCAGCAGAUCACGCUGCUGAUACAGGAGAGCCGGUUGGAGGGAGCCUCCCCGGAGAUGGAGGCGGAGGAGGUCCCGUACGGGGCAGACUGGGAAGGCUACCCGGUGGAAACCUUCCCACAGUACGAUGAUCCCUCUGAUAGACGCAGACAUGAGACCCCCAGGCUGGUGGAACCCUCCAGUCAGCCCACUGCUGAGGCCCUGGCGGAGAGGAUGGAGCAGGAGGAAGAAGAGAUCUUGGCAAGGAAACUCUCCAUAGUCCAAGAGGAAGAUGAGGACGAGCGAGAGGGUGAAGAUGAGGACGACGAGGAAGAAGUAGAUGAGACUGAGGAAGAAGUGGAUGAGACUGAGGAAGAAGUGGAAGAGGUGGAAGAAGUGGAGGAAGUAGACGAAUUCACAAAGGAGGAGGAUGAGGAGGAGGAGGAGGAAGACCUCGGAGAGAAAAGGCAGUUGCUCAGCCUCCCUCUGCCAGCCGAGAGGAAGCAGGAACGAGUCGGUUUGGAGGUGAGCAGAGAACUACAGCGUCAAAGCGGAGGAAAGAAGCAAAUAAGCUUCAGUGAGAAAAAACACGUUUUCCACUACCCCCGAGAGGAUACCUUUGAGGAGGAGGGGGGGAAGGAAGACGAGGUGGAGGAAGAAUAUGAAGGGAUGGAGGUGGAGGAAGAGGAGGAAGAAGUAGAGGAGGAUGAUGAAGACCCGCUGAUGGAGGCGGAGAGCCUGUUGUUCAGCUGUGAAGUCUCGUCAAACCCAGAGGAGGAGGCCGAGGACCAAGAGGAGUUUUUGUCGAUGGCGGGGCCAGGGGAGGGGGACGGUCACAUCCAAGCAGAGAUGCCUAAAGAAGUGGGGGCCAGUGGGCUGAGGAUGCGGAACAGGAGGGAGACAUAA
Messenger RNA from Menidia menidia (Atlantic silverside), 1485 nucleotides. The record is from the annotation of a GenBank genome assembly. Lineage: Eukaryota; Metazoa; Chordata; Actinopteri; Atheriniformes; Atherinopsidae.